Syngnathoides biaculeatus (alligator pipefish) is the source of this 16147-nucleotide messenger RNA. It is a transcript of the gene csmd2, whose product is annotated as CUB and Sushi multiple domains 2. NCBI's taxonomy places the organism in Eukaryota, Metazoa, Chordata, Actinopteri, Syngnathiformes, Syngnathidae. The transcript is spliced from 76 exons. The coding region runs from base 339 to 11432 and encodes 3697 amino acids. The record is from RefSeq and is a predicted model, not a curated record.
UUAAAAAAAAAGUGUGAAGCAGAACAGUGCGUGAGCACGAUCCAACCGAAUAUAAACAUGACUGGAUAAAGCUAAAUACAUGAGGUUUCCCAAAAACUGUUACAAAGGUAAAACUGUAAACACUGCGUUCUACAAAAUUCAUUCAUCUUUCUUCACCACAGGCCCAAAGAAACGUGAGAAACGUUAAUUGAAUGAAGUUGUGUGCAUGCGUACGUUUUCUCUCCGCUGUCACGAGGCCUUUUGCAUGCCAUUCACCCUUCGCAUCGACGCCAAAGGGGUUGCUAAUGUUCCGUUGUGGGAUGCACGACACAGCAGCAAGUCCUGACUGAAAAAGGUGGAUGCUCUUCAAAUUCAGCAGCUGGAUCAUCUUCAAAAUGGAAAAAUGCUCCAGACGCUUACCUCGUACCCGCCCUGACUUUGUUUUGAAACACUCCGGAACAGAAGAGCCAAAGAUGCAACGUGUGCAAAAUGAGCACUUAAAGGAAGCAAAUAAGAGGACCGAACCCGCCGUUUCCCCAAGAGACCUGGAUGAUGAACUUGUCCUGCAGUUGCUUCCUGGAGCUUCCCGGAAGAAAACCAAAAAAAACACACACACAGGACUGGCAAGAACCAGAGAGGAAGCUUUCGCCAUGGACACCGCUUCGAGUCGGGACGAGGCAACCAGACCCGAGAGGGGAGCGGAAUGUGCACGCCAGAGAGCGGACAGGAUUGGGAUUUUUGCCGUGAUGAGUGGGGGAGCGCGUCAGUGGAGCCGCGUGAUGCUCGUGCUCUACGUGGGGCUUCUCGGCGUGUCGGUAAAAGCUCAGAACUGCAGCUACACACUACAAACUUCCAACGGGACGAUAGAGAGCCCCGGCUAUCCUUACGGGUAUCCCAACUAUGCCAAUUGCACCUGGGUGAUCGUGGCAGCUGAGCACAACCGGAUACAGCUAGUAUUUCAAGGCUUUGCCCUGGAGGAAGACUUUGACAUCUUGUCCAUUUAUGACGGGCCAUCAAGUCCCGGGAACCUGCGGACAAGGUUAACUGGGUUCCAGGUGCCGUCACCCAUUGUAAGCACAGGCUCCAGACUCACUUUGUGGCUGCUAUCUGACUACGCCGUCAGCGGCCAGGGAUUUAAAGCAUCCUAUGAAGCUUUACCCAGCUACAACUGCGGAAAUCCCGGUGUGCUCCUCAACGGUCACCAGCAAGGGGCCACGUUCAACAUCGGAGACAAAAUCCGCUACAGCUGCAACCCGGGUUAUGUGCUGGAGGGUCACACCACGUUGUCUUGUCUUGCUACUUCAGCGGGCACUGCUGCAUGGGAUUUCCCCCUACCCUACUGCAGAGCAGACGACGGGUGUGGCGGGACGCUUCGCGGCCAGAGCGGGGUGAUCACCACUCCCAAUUACCCUGCCGAGUACAACAAUAACGCCGACUGCACGUGGACUGUCCUGGCCGAGCCGGGAGACACCAUUGCCUUGGUGUUCUCAGACUUUCAUCUGGAGGAUGACUACGACCUGCUGGAGGUCAGCGGUACAGAGGGCUCAUCGCAAUGGUUCACUGGGCCGAACCUCCCUUCCCCAAUAAUUAGCAGCAAAAACUGGCUUCGUCUGCAUUUUAUAUCUGACGGCAACCACAAGCUGAAAGGUUUCAGUGCUCAAUAUCAAGUUAAGAAGAUGACUGAGCUGAAGUCUCGAGGCGUAAAGAUGCUCCCAAGCAAAGACAACUACCACAAGAUAUCAGUGUUGUCUCAGAUGGGUGUGGCACAAGGACACAACAUGUGUCCUGACCCUGGCAUCCCAGAUCGGGGGAAAAGAAAAGGCUCAGACUUCAGGCGAGGAGCCACCGUGCAUUUCUCCUGCGACGAGGGCUACGAGCUGCAGGGCUCCAAGAGCAUCAGUUGUCUGCGGGUGACUGACAGCUACGUGGGCUGGAGUGACGAGCGGCCCAUCUGCAGAGCCCCAAUGUGUGGAGGUCAACUUAGAGGACCUAGCGGUGUCUUGACAUCCCCAAACUACCCGGUCCAAUACGACAACAACGCCAACUGCACUUGGGUCAUCACUGCGACGGACACGUUAAAGGUGAUCAAGCUGACUUUUGAGGAUUUUGACCUGGAGCGAGGCUAUGACACGCUGACAGUGGGGGAUGGCGACGUGGUGGGCGACCAGAAGACCAUCUUUCACGUCCUGUCAGGUACCACCACUCCGGACCUCGUGGUCAGCACUAGUCACCAGAUGUGGCUCAAUUUCAAAACGGACGACACUAGCGGCUCUCUGGGGUUCAAGGUGUCUUAUGAAGAAAUUGACCAAGGCAGCUGCGGCGACCCUGGCAUCCCGGCUUAUGGGAAACGAGAGGGGACAGGUUUCCGUCAUGGGGACAAGCUGUAUUUCGAGUGUUUGCCUGCCUUCGAGCUCGUGGGAAAGAAGAACAUCACCUGCCAGAAGAACAACCAGUGGUCCGCCAAGAAACCCAGCUGUGUUUUUUCCUGUUUCUUCAACUUCACCACACCCUCAGGAGUGCUGCUGUCACCAAACUACCCGCAAGAGUAUGGCAACAACAUGCACUGCGUUUGGCUGAUCAUCACAAACCCGGAGAGCCGAAUUAAUUUGGCCUUCAACGACUUGAGCAUGGAGAAACAAUUUGACUUCCUCUCGAUUAAGGACGGGGGGAAGGCCGAGUCUCCCAUUCUGGGCACCUUCUCCGGUGAUGUUCUCCCUCCUCCCAUAACAACCAGCGCCCAUGUCGCACGCCUGGAGUUCCUGACUGACCACACGUACACAAACAGAGGCUUUAACAUUACUUUUACGACAUUUCGCCACAAUGAAUGCCCCGACCCAGGAGUCCCGGUCAAUGGGAAGCGCUUUGGUGAAAGCCUUCAGCUGGGAAGCUCCAUCUCGUUCCUGUGCGAGGAGGGAUUUGUUAAGACGCACGGCUCGCAAACCAUAUCCUGCAUCCUCAAGGAUGGCAAUGUGGUUUGGGACAACGCUGUUCCUCGAUGUGAAGCCCCCUGUGGAGGAGAGCUGAAGGCUCCCAGUGGGAUCAUCCUCUCUCCUGGUUGGCCAGAACUUUAUAAGGAGGCCCUUAACUGUGAAUGGAUCAUUGAAGCUCCUCCAGGCUACCCCAUCAAAAUCAUCUUCGACAAGUUCCGCACUGAGGUCAACUACGAUGUCCUCGAGGUCCGUGAUGGCCGUUUUCCCUCUUCACCACUGAUUGGAAGUUACCAGGGCACUCAAGUUCCUCAGUUCCUCAUCAGUACCUCCAGUUUCCUGUAUCUCCUCUUCUCCACCGACAAGAGUCACUCUGACAUCGGCUUCCGAAUACGCUACGAAACCUUGCAGCUGCAGUCCGAUCACUGCGUGGACCCGGGCAUACCUGUCAAUGGACUGCGACACGGCAAUGACUUCUACGUGGGCGCUCUGGUGACAUUUAGCUGUGACGCGGGGUACACGCUCAGUGAUCCGGAGCCUUUAGAAUGCGAACCCAAUUUUCAGUGGAGCUGCCCGCUGCCUAGCUGUGAUGCACUGUGCGGGGGUUACAUCCAGGGCAACUUUGGCACCAUUCUGUCUCCUGGCUUCCCAGACUUUUACCCGCACAACCUCAACUGCACUUGGAUCAUCGAGACCUCCCACGGCAAAGGUGUACAGUUCAACUUCCACACUUUCCAUCUGGAGAGCCCUCACGACCACUUAUUGGUGACAGAGAACGGCAGCUUUUCACAGCCACUGUGGAGAUUGACAGGCUCCACGUUGCCGCCGCCUCUGAGCGCCGGUCUCUUUGGGAACUACACGGCUCAGAUUCGAUUCCUUUCUGACUUCUCCGUUUCGUACGAAGGGUUCAACAUCACAUUCUCUGAAUAUGAUCUUGAACCAUGUGAGGAUCCAGGAAUCCCCCCCUACAGUACCAGGAAGGGGCUCCAGUAUGGAGUGGGAGAUGCCCUUAUCUUUUCCUGCUUCCCUGGUUACAGACUAGAGGGUCCUGCGAGAGUGGUGUGCUUAGGGGGCAGGAGGCGGAUUUGGAGUUCCCCUCUGCCAAGGUGUGUUGCUGAAUGUGGCUCCUCCGUGACUGGCAUGCAAGGGGUGCUUCUCUCCCCCAACUACCCCAGUUACUAUGGCAACAACCAUGAGUGCAUUUACUCCAUCCAGACGCAGUCGGGCAAAGGGAUCCAGCUCCGAGCGCGAGACUUCCGACUAGAGGAGGACGACAAACUCAAAGUGUUUGAUGGCAGCAGUAAUUCGGCUCGUCUGCUCGGAGUGUUUACAGGCAAUGACAUGCUCGAUACGACCUUGAACUCCACCUCCAGCUCCAUGUGGUUGGAGUUCAUCACCAAUGCAGACAAUACCAGCAAAGGCUUUGAGCUACAUUUCACUAGCUUUGAACUGGUGAAAUGUGAAGAUCCCGGCACACCACAGUUCGGCUACAAGCGAGAAGACAAGGGUCAUUUUGCAGGGAGCACCGUGUCGUAUAGCUGCGACCCCGGCUACACCCUGAAAGGCCCCGAGGUGCUCACUUGCCUGAGGGGGGAGAGGAGGGCAUGGGACAGCCCCUUGCCGCUUUGUGUUGCUGAAUGUGGGGGCACCAUUAAGGAUGAGGCCACCGGUCGGAUUUUAUCUCCUGGGUACCCUGCUCCGUAUGAACAUAACUUGCACUGCGUGUGGACCAUCGAGGCCGCUCCUGGGAGCACUAUUAGUCUGCAUUUCCUGGUUUUCCACACCGAAGAGAUCCACGACGUGCUUCGGAUCUGGGAUGGGCCCCAGGACGGCGGGGUCCUGCUAAGGGAGUUGAGCGGCUCCGCGUUGCCGCAAGAUGCUCACAGCACCUUCAACGCCAUCAGCCUGCAAUUCACUACUGACUUCUUCACUAGCAAGCAAGGCUUCGCAGUGCAGUUCUCCGUCUCUACCGCCACCUCAUGUAAUGACCCGGGCAUGCCGACUAAUGGGACCCGCGGCGGUGACAGCAGGGAACCAGGGGACCAUGUUUUUUUCCACUGUGACCCUGGCUACAUCCUGCAGGGUGCCAACAAAAUCACCUGCACUGAGAUCAGUGGUCGUUACUUCUGGCAGCCAGACCCUCCAACUUGCACAGCUCCAUGCGGCGGCAACCUGAGCGGUCCAAGUGGGCUCAUCCUUUCUCCGGAUUAUCCGGAACCUUACCCUCACGGGAGAGAGUGUGACUGGACUGUUACUGUCACAGAGGACUAUGUCAUCGCCCUCAACUUCAACCAAUUCAGCUUAGAGCCCAGUUAUGACUUUUUACAUAUCUAUGAUGGGCCAGACUCACUCAGCCCUUUGCUCGGAAGCUUCUACGGCACAGACGUUCCCGAUCGGAUCGAGAGCAGCUCCAACAAGCUCUUCCUGGCCUUCCGCAGCGAUGCCUCCCUCAGCAGCAAUGGAUUUGUACUUCAGUACACAGAGAACCCGCGGGAGUCUUGCUUUGAGCCGGGUCUGGUGCGCAAUGGGUCGAGGGUGGGAACCGAACUCAAGCUGGGCUCCGCCGUCGCUUACCACUGCGACAGUGGCUACACACUAGAGGGAGGACAAACCCUCACAUGCAUCAUGGGAGCAGAUGGCAAGCCAAGCUGGAACAAACCCAAACCCAUCUGCACUGCGCUGUGCGGUGGACAGUACUCUGGUUUGGAAGGAGUGGUCCUGUCUCCUGGUUACCCUGGCAACUACAGCACUGCAAGGAUAUGUCUUUACUCUGUGGUGGUUCCUCAAGAUUAUGUGGUCUUCAGCCAGUUUGCAUUCUUCCAAACAGCUCUGAAUGACAUUGUGGAGGUUUUUGAUGGUCCCACACAGUCUUCCCGUGUUCUUAGCUCUUUGUCUGGAGCACACACAGGCGAGUCACUGCCAUUGGCGACCACCAACCAAAUCCUGAUACGCUUCACUUCCAAAAGCCAAUCCAGCUCGAGGGGAUUCCACCUGGUCUACCAAGCUGUCCCGAGGACCAGUGCGACCCAGUGCAGCUCGGUCCCCGAGCCCCGGAAUGGCCGACGAAUGGGCAACAAUUUUGCUGUUGGCGCUGUGAUUCGCUUUGAGUGCAGCCCAGGUUAUGUGCUCGAGGGAUCGAGCGCCACUGAAUGCUUGACAGUGCCCAAUGCACUGGCACAAUGGAACAGCUCCAUCCCCAGCUGCAUAGUUCCUUGUGGAGCUAAUCUUACCCAUCGUACCGGGACCAUUUUGUCACCUGGAUUUCCAGAGCCUUAUCUCAACAGCCUCAACUGUGUCUGGAAGAUUACUGUUCCAGAGGGAUCAGGAAUCCAGAUCCAGGUCAUCAGCUUUGUCACAGAACAGAACUGGGACUCCUUGGAGUUGUUUGAUGGAGGAGACAACACUGACACUUUGCUCGGAAGUUUCUCAGGCACCACCGUUCCAGCUCUCCUCAACAGUACUUCCAACCAACUAUACCUCCACUUUUUCUCCGAUAUUAGCGUGUCUGCUGCUGGAUUCAGGCUAGAAUACAAAACUGUGUCACUGACCAGCUGUCCCGAACCUGUGGUUCCUAUGAAUGCCAUCAAGGUUGGGGAGCGUCUUCAAAUGAAUAACGUGGUGUCCUUUCAGUGUGAACCGGGAUACACACUCCAGGGGAAUUCACACAUUACCUGUAUGCCUGGAACUGUCCGAAGAUGGAACUACCCUCCACCUCUAUGCAUCGCCCAAUGUGGAGGAAUCCGGGAAGAGUUGGAGGGCAUGAUACUCAGCCCCGGUUUCCCUGGCAACUACCCUAGCAACAGUGACUGCACUUGGAGGAUCUACCUGCCAGUUGGUUACGGAGCUCACAUCCAAUUUCUAAAUUUCUCCACUGAAGCCAACCACGAUUUCCUCGAAAUACGCAACGGACCCCUGGACACGAGUGCCGUCAUUGGCCGAUUCAGCGGGCAGGAUGUUUUUUCUUCGCUUCUCUCCACUUCACACGAGACUACCGUUUAUUUCCAUAGUGAUCAUUCGCAGAACAAACCAGGAUUCAGGUUUGAGUACCAAGCUUAUGAGCUUCAGGAGUGCCCAGAUCCAGAGCCUUUCCGCUAUGGCGUGGUGGUGGGUGCCGGCUACAAUGUGGGCCAGUCCAUAUCCUUUGAGUGUCUGCCCGGGUACCAGCUCGUGGGACAUUCCAUCCUCACCUGCGAACACGGCACAACCCGUAAUUGGGAUAAUCCGUUUCCUCGAUGUGAAGUGCCUUGCGGUGGAAACAUCACUUCGGAGAACGGGACCAUCUUCUCCCCACGCUACCCAGAAGAGUACCUCAACUCGGCUGACUGUUCCUGGUUGAUUACUGUGGCUCCUGGCUUUGGAAUCAAGCUGAACUUCACCUUACUUCAUGUUCACGGGCCUCAUGACUUCAUCACGGUUUGGGAUGGCCCACAAGAAACGGCAAGGAAACUAGGUGUCUUCACUGAUGGCGAGCCCAAUGACCCCCCUAGUAGCACUUCAAAUCAGGUCCUGAUCCGUUUUCGUAGCAACACAGAGAAAGGUGGAUUAUUUCGCAUCGACUAUCAAGCUUAUAGGCUUCAGUUCUGUCUGCCUCCAACCAUCAUUCCCAAUGCAGAGAUUCUGAUGGCAAGCAAAGAGUUUAAAAUAGGUGACAUCGUACGCUACAGGUGCCUCCCAGGCUUCCAGCUCAGCGGCAACGACAUCCUCACGUGUCGCUUAGGGGCACACUUAGAGUUUGAGGGGCCUCCGCCCUCAUGUGAUGUGACAUGUCCCAUGAAUGAGGUAUUGACAGCAUCCACAGGCGUCAUCAUGAGCCAGUCACCGGGCACCGGCUUCCCCCAUUUUGAGUCGUGCUCCUGGGUCGUCAAAGUUGAGCCCGGCUACAAUAUCACUUUCACGAUAGAGCAUUUCCAGACCAGCCGUCAAUUUGAUGAGCUUGAAAUCUUUGAUGGUCAAUCAAGACAGAGUCCUCUUCUAAUCACCCUCAGUGGAAACUACUCCAGCCCGCUCAGCAUCACCAGCUCCAGUAACAAAGUUUACCUGCAUUGGUCCUUUGAUCACACGACCAGCCACAAAGGCUUUCGUAUCCGUUACUCAGCGGCUUACUGCAGCCCGCCCAGCAACCCUGUAAACGGCACGGUGCACAGCCUGACAGGCACCAAGUUGGGAAGCACUCUGCGUUUCAGCUGCGACCAAGGCUUCCGACUCAUUGGCCAGAGCAGUGCCACCUGCACCCGCAAUGCCCAGGGGAUCUAUCAGUGGAACGCACCAGUGCCGCUCUGCCAAGUUACGUCCUGCGGAAUGCCAGUGCUUCCUGUCAAUGGCAGCAUUGUGGGCCAGGACUUCUCUCUCGGAGCCAAGGCUACAUACCAGUGCAAUCCUGGAUUCCGACUUGCCGGGCCUCUCACCACCACGAUGAUCUGUCAGGAAUCUGGAAGGUGGAGUCCCAUUGAGGCCUCUCCUAGAUGUGUCCCGGUGACCUGCCCUGAUAUUGGCCACUCUGCAGUACAACAUGGGCGAUGGAGAUUAAUCUAUGGAACCCAGAACCAAUACGAUACUAUAAUGAUGCUCAUAUGUGACCCGGGGUAUUACUACAGGGGUCAAAGGGUCAUUCAGUGUCAAGCCAAUAGCACUUGGAACUAUCCAGAUCCACAACCUGUCUGUGACAUUAUCUCCUGUGGUGAUCUUGGGACUCCACCGAAUGGCAACAAGAUAGGAACACUGACUGUGUAUGGAGCCACUGCAAUUUUCUCCUGCAAUACAGGUUACACUUUAGUAGGUUCCCGUGUUCGGGAGUGCAUGUCCAAUGGACUUUGGAGCGGAACACAAGUCCAGUGUCUGGCUGGCCACUGUGGCAACCCAGAGCCUAUUGUUAAUGGGCAAAUUAAUGGAGAGAACUACAACUAUAGAGGUAGUGUUGUGUACCAGUGCAACCCAGGAUUUCGUCUCAUCGGAGUGUCUGUGAGGAUCUGUGAACAGGACCAUCGCUGGUCAAGACAAACCCCAGUUUGUGUCCCUAUCACAUGUGGUCAUCCUGGUAACCCCACAUUUGGGAUGACACAGGGAAACCAGUUCAGCUUAAAUGAUGGCGUUCGCUUUGUCUGCAAUACCGGAUAUGUUCUUCAGGGUGCUGUUGAGUCCAACUGCCAGGCCAAUGGGCAGUGGAGUAAUCCUCUCCCUCGCUGUAAAACUGUGAACUGUACAGAGCCAGGUCAUGUAGAAAACAGCGUUAGGCAAGUCAUUCCCAGUGGACCACAUCGCUACAGCUUCCAGACCACCGUGUCAUACCGCUGCAACACGGGGUACUACCUGUUAGGAACGAGCUCUAUUGCCUGUCAAGGUGACGGUACCUGGGACCGCUCCCUGCCCAAGUGCCUUUUGGUCUUGUGUGAUCGCCCCAGCAUACCCCCCUACGCCCAGAUCUCAGGUGACCGUCGAACCGUGGGCUCAGUCAUCCGCUACAGCUGUAUCGGCCAGCGCACCAUCAUUGGCAACACCACGCGUAUGUGCCAGCUGGAUGCGCAAUGGAGCGCCUCACCGCCUCACUGCUCUGGCGAAUCCGCGGGUCUUUGUGGAGAUCCAGGUGUUCCUGUGCAUGGCAUCCGGUUAGGGGAUGAAUUCACAGUGGGCAGCGUGGUGCGCUUCAGCUGUGAGCCAGGUUACACGCUGAAAGGUUCUCCGGAGCGAAUGUGCCUGGCCAAUGGGACUUGGAUAGGGACCCAACCUGAGUGCCAUGUCAUAUCCUGUGGAAACCCUGGUACUCCUCGAAACGCCAUGAUCCUGGUCCACGAUGGCCUAACCUUUUCCAGAUCUAUUACGUACGCAUGCAGGGACGGCUACUACUCUACUGGCCUUCUUACCAGACACUGUACGAUAAACGGCACCUGGACCGGCAAUAUGCCCGAGUGCUCUGUAAUCAACUGCGGUGACCCAGGAGUACCAGCCAAUGGCGUGAGGUUGGGGAAUGAUUUUAUCUACAACCAUACGGUCAGUUUCCAGUGUUCUCCUGGUUUCACCAUGGAUGCCGACCGUGCUUCCACCCUCAUCUGCACCAAGGCUCGCACCUGGAAUAGCACCAAGCCUCUGUGCAAAGCAAUUGUCUGCGGUCCUCCGCCGAGCAUUCCUAAUGGACAAGUUGUUGGUACAGACUUUAACUGGGGCUCCAGCAUCAGCUAUUCCUGUAACCAAGGUUACCAGCUGUCACUGCCCACCGUGCUGACUUGCCAAGGCAAUGGCAAUUGGAGCGGGGAGAAACCACAGUGCUUUCCUGUGUUCUGCGGAGACCCAGGCUUGCCUGCUCAAGGGAAGAGGGAAGACCGAGGCUUUACCUACCUUUCCUCGGUCUCUUUUUCAUGCUCCCCCCCAUUGAUCCUGGUGGGCUCUACCAGGAGGUAUUGCCAAUACGAUGGCUCCUGGAGUGGAACUCAGCCCUCUUGCAUUGAUCCCACUCACACCACCUGCACGGACCCGGGGACCCCUCUCUUUGGUAAUCAGAACAACAGUCAAGGCUAUCAGAUCAGCGGCACGGUUUUCUUCAACUGCAGAAAAGGCUACCUACUGCAGGGCUCCAUUUCUCGCACAUGUCUCCCCAACCUCACUUGGAGUGGUUUUCAGCCCGAGUGCAUAGCUCACCACUGCAGCCAGCCCGAGCUGCCAGCCCAGACGGACGUGCGAGCCAUUGAACUGCCAUCCCUUGGCUACACGCUGAUCUAUACGUGCCAGCCCGGAUUUUACUUGGCCGGAGGAUCAGAGCACAGGACUUGCAAGUCUGACGGGAGCUGGACAGGGAAACCACCUCUCUGUGCAGCUGACAACCGUCCGAGUGGUAAGAGCCCCGUGGGAACAGUGCAGGAGCCUCCUUCCAAAUUACCAGUACCCGGCGGAGUAUUUGCAAAGAACUCUCUCUGGAGGGGAUCCUAUGAGUAUUUGGGGAAGAAGCAGCCAGCUAUGCUCAGCAUCACUGCCUUUGAGUCAUUUAGCAACCGGGUGAAUGGAACACUACUUGACCACAGUGGCGUGGAGCUCAAACUGGCCGGUACCUAUAAAAGAGAAGAAGCCCAGCUGCUGCUCCAGGUUCACCAGAUCCGAGGUCCCGUGGAGAUAUUUGUCAACAAGUUCAAAAUCGACAACUGGGCUCUAGACGGACACGUGUCCUACAUGUCUUCAUCCAACUCCUUCGUGUACCAGGGAUUUGUCCGUGGUAAAGGCUUUGGGCAGUUUGGUCUGCAGAGACUGGAGAGUUUAGAUCCCAGCAGAGACAACACAGCCUACAACUUUGCCUCCAACAGCAGUUCAGUGGCAGCAGCCAUCCUAGUGCCUUUUAUAGCGAUGAUCAUCGCAGGCUUUGCCCUGUACCUCUACAAACAUAGAAGAAGACCCAAUGUCCCUUUCAACGGCUACGUGGGCCAUGAGAACACCAAUGGACGGGCUACGUUCGAGAACCCAAUGUAUGAUCGCAACAUUCAGCCCACUGACAUCAUGGCCAACGAGACCGAGUUCACAGUCAGCACAGUGUGCACAGCUGUAUAGCGACCACUUCCUUCUCAAGUCAAGGGAGGAGAGGUGCACCCGGUCUUUGAGGCCAUCCCUCUGUCAUUCCUUAAGCAAGAAGGCGAGACGAAUCUUAUUUUUGUGUGGUGCAAAAACAGUCGAGAAACAACUCCAGUGGAAAAAUAUCCUCCCAAAAAAGAAUCAACGCAGCAACAUUCAACAACAAAAUGCUUUAUUUUUAUUUUAGUAUUUUUUUUUUUUUUUUUUUGGGGGGGGGGGGGGUUUAACGUCUUACCACAUCCUGAAGAAAUGUUUGCACCUGAAACUGCAUUCCAGGAGGAAGUAAUGCUGGAAGCAAAGCUGUGACAACUCUCCAUGCCGCCUAAACCCAAAAGGAAUUUUGUGAUCAAAAGACCUGAACCUGUUGCGACCAGAGAUCAACAUACAAGUCAGCUGUUUGGCAGACAUUUUAUUUCAUGAUUUGCUAUGGUUUCCAAUUGUUUUGUUUGUAUUUGCCUUCACCCUUUACGCUGCUUGCUUUCUGUGAUGAAGAACUCUUCUACGCCCCCAACCAUCUGUUCCUGAGGCAGUUAAAAGGUUUCAUCCACAAGUUUGCACCACCAGAGGAUGGAUUUAAAAGCAGUGAAGGCCAUGUUGGAGACAAACUUUUGGCCCCUGCUGUUUUUGAGCUUGUUAAUGACUUUUGUGUUGAAUUCAUCAUGCUGGGCAGUGGUGUCCAGUGGAGGGCUUUGACGGUGCAAAGGGCUGCAGAAAACACUCGUAGUCAUCCGAGGCGAUGCAUUUAUUUGUUUUUAGUUUUUUCUUGGUAUCUGCAACCUGAUCCGGUAGUCUAAUUUCAUCGCUUUUCUGUGCUUUUUUUUUAAAUGUGGCUUACCACUCUGCCAUCACGGUCACUUAAAUCACACAAAUUUCACACAAACUCAAAAAAGCAGAAUCUCAUCAAUGUAAACGUAUCUUGAGAUAUUUUUUUUCCUGUUUCCAAAGAGUUGAAGCUGCAGCAGUUACAGAACAUAAAAUGUAUGUUUUCACAAUUAUUAUGAUGCAGUUUAACAACUAUAUCUCCACAAUUAUUUUACUUUUAUUACUAAAAAAAAAAGUAUGGGGUUUAUAUAUCAGUGUCAUCAUUAAUCGAGGGAGAAAAAUACAAUUGAUUAUUUCAUAGAUGUCAUUUUCUCUGAAAUGUUCUGGCUCAUGAACUGAUGUCAUGCUGUUCUUCUUGAGACCACCAAAUGGUUAAGAACAGCACCUCGACUGGUCACAGCCAAACAGUCCACUCGGUUCUGCCUCCAUCUCUCCAAGAUGCGAUUUUUCAGCGAAUGAUUCAUAACAAAGCUUUUGGUUACUAAAAAGCUUCAAUUAGUUCCAAGAAAAUCAGACGCAAGAGCCCAAACCCUUUCUGUUUGGAAAAAAGGAAAGCUAUUGUGUUGUCAGCGUGGCAGCAUUUUUGCUUGUGAGUCACGACAGGGUCUACAAAUGCACACAACUGGUACAGGUGUGAUACGCUACAUUUGUAGAAAACAAAAGCAUCACCCACAAAAAAAUAUAUUGUCAUUGUUCCAACCUCUAGACGCUUUGCGCUAAGGGGACUUUUUUCAGUGUGAUGUACGGAUGAAUCAGUGAGUAACUUCAGUCGAAUUCCGUUGUGGUCUUUUCUGUAAGAUAACUUCUGGCAGCUUUGUUCCGUUUCAAAAUAAUAAUAAAAUAAAAUGUAGCGUUGCUUUGUUUUGUCUUGACUUGGCAUGAAUAGGUUGCAGAGGUCUUCUUGAAAGUUGUGACGGUGGUGGGCAAGUUGCUGGUAUACUCUGAUGUAAUAUGUUUUUCCCCCAAUAAUGUAAAUAUUAUUUGGGCUCCCAGAAUUAAGGAAAGAGCAAGAUCUGUGAUACUCUUUUUUUUUCAGGCUGACACUUGUCGAGAGAAGUCAAUUCCUUAUAGGAGGAACAAAUGCUAAACGACAUUUUCUGUGUGUAGAUGUGUUUGGAUGUGACUCGGCUCCUGGCUAUUUAUAUCUUAGCACCUGUACGGAUGCCGUCACGGGGGUGAGUGCUUGACUUUCAACAGACUAAAUGGAGCCAUUAGUUGCAUUCCGGUGUAAUUUUGCCUUGCCACAUUGAUGACUGUGAAUAGCCAUCUAUUUUACCCCCGGGGUGGAUGGAUGGAUUAUACAACUGCAGUAUUAGAACAGAAUGCAGAAGAGUGGCUUUGACAUAACAAGCAAACAAAGUCUUUCUAAUCACCGACAUACAUGCAGUAAUUCCCCUCCAAAAAUCUAGGCCUUUGAAACCAAUCACUGUAAUGUUCCUGGAAUCAGAGUGGCUGUGAGCUGGUAAUUGCUUUUACUAUGUUAUUACUUUUACAGCCCUCACUUAUCGCAACGCCACAGAUAGAAUAUUGCCCCUUGCCAGUCUGCUGGGGAAUUGAUGGGAAAGGAAACAAUUGAAUUCCCUCGGAGAUUCCGCAGGGAGCGGAGAACCCGUGUUAUCUAAGCAGGCGUUGCCCUUCAGUUCUCCAAAAAGUUGGGAGGGGGUUCUUUUAUUUAUUUAUUAUGUUGGAAUAUUGCUCAGAGUAUUUCUCGCAGCGUGGAUAUUUUCAAGUAGUCCCUCCCUUUUAAUUGAGUUUCCCCACUACAUUUUUCUUUGAACGGAUAAUAAUGCCCUUUCACAAGAUUAAUUGUGUUAGCGCUAAACUAAUGCGAGUGGCGAACAAGCCGCGUUUAGACUACGGACUUUCUAACGACACUGGUUAAAUUCUGGAUUAUCUAUACAGCGAUUGUUUGUGUGCAAACACAAGGGCUCAGUCGAAAAUAUCAGACCCGAAGCUUUCUCCUCUGUAUUUUUCUACCCUCUCCACUUUCUAAUAAGCACUUUAUGUUCAUCAUAGUGCCUUGUCAUGACCUCAUUAUAGUGGUGUGAUAUCUCCAAUUUGAAAUGGCAUAGAUCGGGGUCUCUAUUACUCUUGCUGUCCAAUCUUGAACAUAAAGUGCAUCUACAACAGUUACAUGCCGACUGAAGGAACUGCAACUUAUUCACAGAUUUUUUUUUUUUAAUUUAGAUUUGUGAUGAUUGAAUUUUUACUCAGCUUUGCCUUUUUGUUUUAAGUCAUUUGCAGUGUGUAAAUGUAGUUUAUUGUGUGGAGGGACUAACUUCAGUUGACUUAUAUGCAGUAUAUGCUUGCCUAUGUGUUUUGAUCGGUCGUCGCAUGUUUUGGGAAGAUUGGAAGUAUCAACCAAAGAAAUCGAUCAUGUUCAGCUUUUAUUGUCAAUGUUGCAUCACUUCUACUCAUAAUGCACGUUUGGAACGGGGGCCAGGUCUUUCUCAGUAUCAAUACUGGGUGUUUCAUGACUAGAGAAUUGCUACAUGUGCACGGGAAUAUUUUGUAACCUUAUGGGUUAUUCUGCAAAGUUUUUCCUGAAGAAAGUGCACUGAAGCUUAAUGGGAAAGUUAGAGUUAUGCUUUAAGAGGUAUCCGGCACAGUCCUGGUUCUCUUUGCAUAUUUAAAGGCAUAGAAUCUGUCCAUCCUCUACACACUUUUGUUAUCAGCAAGGAACAGCUCUCUUCGGCUCCCCAUCUCGUUUAUAAUGAAACAGACCCUCUGCUCUGCUUCCCGUAGAGUUCUCGAAAUUUCCCGUCAGUCGGCGAGGUGAUUAACAGCUACCUUUUUUUUUUUCUUGCUCAUUGUAAUGCAACAGUUUGUUUGUACCAAACAAUCCAUCAACAUAUUUGGGGUCAAUUAUCCUUUGUUACAGUAUCUCCACUAUCUCCUUGUGUUGGAGGCAGCUGUGCCACAGCCACUCACUCUCUCUCGCUCUCUCACUGCUACGUUAUUCAGUCCCAAUGGCAAAUGCAUUUCAUCUCCAGUUUUCAGCAAAGCCCUUCUGACUCCAGCUCAAGAGGGAAAGAAGGAGAGAUGCUGACGCUUACGGAUUCAGAAAAUUGAGUUGAGUUCAAGGGUCGGUAAUUUGUCUGAAUGUACUUGAUUUCACUGUGUGUCUGAAUUUGUUGAUAUUAAGAGUUCAAAAUCAGUUGUUUGCCAGUAUUGUCAGAAGAACUGAUUUUCAGUGUAAGGAUGUUUUCUGUGUGCUGUUCUUUGCAACCAGGCCCACCCACCACCCCCCCUCAACCCUCUCAAAAAAAAAAAAGAAAAAAAGGUUUUUUUUCUGUUAUACAAAAGCUUGGAGAAUCUGUGAACGGGCCACUGGAUGAGACCAAAUCUCAUGACAACUCAAAAGCACCUGAGUGAGCUCCAUGUAGCUCUUUAACAGACUGAACAGUCAAACAGCGAAAAGGCAAAGACUGAUAGAUAAAGUCAAGCGGUACAUGAAAGAAACAUGGACAGUCCAGUCUGUGUCGUGUCGCUAAUAAAGAUAUUAACAAAUUGAAAAAAAAAAUACAUUUUUGUACAGAGAUAUAUUUUUGUGAAAACACAUUUGUAAUAUAAAAUGGAAAAAAAAUUGAAUUGACAUGUCAUUUUCCCAUUAUUGUAGUACAAAUGCUAGUGGGGAGUCUAUGGAAAUUAUCUAAAUAAAUCUAUAUAUAAAUGUAUACAAAGAAAAAAGGGGGGAAAAAGCUUUUUGUAUAUGUAAAAAGAGUGUACAUAAAAGUUUACAUAAAUAUUGUACAUAUGUAAGACCCACCAUGGCUUGUCUGCAAUAUAUAAAUGUAUUUUAUCCGUCUGUAUAUGAUGCUUUGCAUUGUGUCUAAGCUUAUUCUACUUUCUUGAAUUUGAAACUUAUUUUG